Messenger RNA from Papilio machaon (common yellow swallowtail), 1287 nucleotides. It is a transcript of the gene DNApol-alpha50, whose product is annotated as DNA primase small subunit. The record is from RefSeq and is a predicted model, not a curated record. Lineage: Eukaryota; Metazoa; Arthropoda; Insecta; Lepidoptera; Papilionidae. Gene Ontology annotation, biological process: DNA replication, synthesis of primer. Bases 35 to 1231 code for a protein of 398 amino acids. Gene Ontology annotation, cellular component: alpha DNA polymerase:primase complex. The transcript has 7 exons.
AAAAAAACGAAAAUUUUAGAACACUUAAAAAAACAUGGUGGGUCAUGAUGAAAAUUUACUUUCGGACAUGCUCCCUAUUUACUAUACAAGAUAUUUUCCUCAAAAUAUUUUCUGUAGAUGGCUUGCUUGUGGAAACAGUCCACAACCUCUAUCCAACAGAGAAUUGUCAUUUACAUUAGCCGAUGAUGUGUACAUACGGUACUUAUCAAUAAGUGAUCAGAAAGAAUUUCAGACUUUGUUGCAGAAGAAAUGUCCGCACAAAUUAGAUAUUGGUGCUGUGUAUAACAAUAAACCUUCAAUAUCUCGGCAUGAUGCGGUAGUCUUAGCUAGGGAGUUAGUUUUUGAUAUUGAUUUAACUGAUUAUGAUGAAGUGCGAACAUGUUGUCAGGAGGCUAAAGUGUGUGAUAAAUGCUGGAAGUUUAUGGUCAUCGCUUGUGACAUUAUUCAUAAAUCAUUAAAAGAUGAUUUUGGUUUUCAAAAUAUACUAUGGGUAUUUUCUGGACGACGUGGCAUUCAUUGCUGGGUAUCAGAUUAUGAAGCUAGAACUCUUGACAGUCCUGGAAGAGCAGCCAUAGCUGAUUAUCUUUGUUUGAUAAUAGGUGGUGAUAAUCAGAAUAAAAAAGUACAUUUAGGUUCAGAUAAUCUACAUUCAAGCAUCAGAAGAGCUGUUAGUAUUAUUGACAAAUAUUUCGAUGAUGUUAUACAAGAUCAAGAAUUUCUGGGAACAUCAAGUAGAUUACAAAAAUUCCUGAAAAUGAUUCCCGAAGAUGCAUUGAGGGAGCAAGUGGAAAAAAGUUUGGAGAAAAUGCCUGAAUCUUCUUUGGAAAGAUGGAAAACAUUUAUUAGUAUUUAUGAUUCAUAUUUAAGAGAAAAUGGAAAUGCUAUAAGAAAGAUAAAAUAUCUUAUAGAAGAAAUUAAAAUACAAUUCUGUUAUCCACGGCUAGACGUAAAUGUCACGAAAGGGUUUAACCACCUUCUCAAAUCACCAUUCAGUAUUCAUCCUAAGACAGGAAAAGUUUCAGUUGUGUUCAAACCUAACAAUGCAAGGAAUAUGAAAUUAGAUGAAAUACCUACAAUUCACAGUUUACUAGACGACAGCUCUCCUGAUAAUGUACAGCACCAAAACAAUAUGAGAAAUGCUGUUAAAAAUUUUCAAGAAGUAGUUUUCUCCCUUGAGAAAUCUGAAGCGAUAAGGAAAAGAAAUUAUGCUAAUACAACACUAGAUUUCUAAAGAAUUAAUGAAAGAAACAUGAAAGAUAUUGAAUUUGAUGAUUGUGUAAAAUAAAU